Molecule: messenger RNA, 3395 nt
Organism: Bactrocera oleae (olive fruit fly)
Lineage: Eukaryota; Metazoa; Arthropoda; Insecta; Diptera; Tephritidae
Gene: mab-21
Product: nucleotidyltransferase mab-21
Source: RefSeq, a predicted model, not a curated record
GCAGGGCAGCGACAGCGCACAACGAAGUGGCGACGGCGGGUGAGUCAGGUUGGUUUUCUUGCGGUGAGUGCGCCAUACGGAAUCAGUCCACAUUGGAGCUUGGCGUUGUGUGUACAAGAAUACGAGUGUAGCAAGAAACUUGAACGCGACGGCGGUGACGUUUCGAUUGUUGCGUUAACGACGGCUGUUGAUGAUGGGUGUGAAUGGCGCGUGUGGAUUGGUGAUUAACAACAAAAACCGCAAAGUAUCAAUGUGUUUCAAGUGAAAUUGAUAUCGGUGUAAAACAACAAAAAAAAAAAAUAAUUAACAACAGUUAUUAGUAAAAGUUUCGGUUAGUGAAUUGUUGAGUUGAAAGUGCAUGAAAAUAAAAAUUGAAAUAUUAAAGAUUUCAUCAAAAAUUAAUAGUGAAAAGAUAAGCAAAAAUAUUCAAGGUUGAUAUAAACUUGGUAUAAGAGCCAGCAAGCAUCUUAUACAGAAGUGUAAUCUAUCUUAAGCGGUAUUCAAUUUGGCACACAAAAGCUGCACUCGCCUUUCCACACAAGAGACACCACACAACCGAAGCGUAAAAAUGCUCGUGCCGUCGGACAUGAUUGCGGCCCAGUCCAAAAUGGUCUACCAAAUGAACAAAUAUUGCGCGGAUCGCGUACAGGUGCGCAAAGCACAAAUCCACAAACAAAUACUCGAGGUGUGUCGCAUCGUGCAGGAUGUGCUCAAGGAGGUCGAAGUGCAAGAGCCGCGUUUCAUCUCCUCACUCAACGACUACAACGGUCGCUUUGAGGGUCUCGAAGUGAUCUCGCCCAACGAAUUCGAAAUUGUCAUUUACCUUAAUCAAAUGGGUGUGCUGAAUUUCGUUGACGACGGCACCUUACCCGGCUGUGCGGUGCUCAAGCUGAGUGAUGGUCGUAAACGUUCCAUGUCGCUAUGGGUGGAAUUUAUCACCGCGUCGGGUUAUUUGUCAGCGCGCAAAAUACGCUCGCGCUUUCAAACGCUGGUGGCGCAGGCGUGCGACAAGUGCGCCUACCGCGAUAUUGUCAAAAUGAUUGCCGACACCACGGAGGUGAAGUUGCGUAUACGCGAACGCAUCAUUGUGCAGAUUACGCCCGCCUUCAAGUGCGCCGGCUUAUGGCCGCGUUCGGCCGCUCACUGGCCGCUGCCCGGCAUACCGUGGCCGCAUCCCAAUAUUGUGGCAGAGGUUAAGACUGAGGGCUUCGACAUGCUGUCGAAGGAGUGCAUUGCGUUGCAGGGCAAAAAUUCCGCCAUGGAGGGCGAUGCAUGGGUGUUGAGUUUCACCGAUGCCGAGAAUCGUCUGUUGCAAGGUGCCAGUCGCCGGCGUUGUUUGAGUAUUUUGAAGACAUUACGCGAUCGACAUUUGGACUUGCCCGGCAAUCCGGUCACUUCAUACCACCUGAAGACACUGCUGCUCUACGAGUGUGAGAAGCAUCCGCGCGAAAUGGAAUGGGAAGAGAAUUGCAUUGCUGAUCGCAUUAACGGCAUAUUUCUGCAGCUGAUUUCCUGCUUGCAGUGCCGUCGUUGUCCACACUAUUUUCUACCGAAUAUGGAUUUGUUCAAGGGCAAAUCGCCCGGCGCGCUGGAGAAUGCCGCGAAGCAAGUGUGGCGCCUCACACGAAUCAUGCUGACCAAUGCGCGGUGCCUAGAGGAGUUAUAAAAUUGUUACAAUUAUUAUUUGCGUUAAUUUGUAAGAAAUUAAAAAAAUUAAAUAAGUAUUUAUAAAGGGUAGCUGUUUUAAGUUAGGGUGGUUUAACAAAUUUUUAGGUUGCUAAUUUGAGUGGAGAGUAGUGAAAAAAAAAUUUUUUAAGUUAAUAUUAUUUAAUACAAAAUUUUUUAUUAUACAUUUUAAAUUUAAAAAUUAUAAUUUUUAUUUUUUAAUUAUUUUUUUUAUCAAUAAAAAUUUUUAAUUUUUUUUGUUAUAGAAUUUUUUUAAUUCCAAAAUUGAAUUUUUCAACUAUAAUUAAAAUCAAUAAUUAUUAAUUUCUUUUUGGUUAUAAAGUUAAUUUUUUUUAUAUAUAAACUUUUUUAAUAAAAAAAAUAAAUUUUUUGAAUUAAAAUUUUUCAUAUAUAAUAUUUAAUAUUUUUUUGUGUAAAAUAAAUUUAAUAUUUGCCUACUAAAUUCUACAAUAAUUUCAUAUGUUUGCAUGUGUGUGUGUAAAAUUUUCUUAAGCGUCCAGUGACUAGUUUUUUAAGUGGUGCGUUUUGUUCAUUUAGUAGCAUUUCAAUGCUCUUUAAGUACAAUCAAUAAAAGUUUAGUGAUUUAGGCUUGCAACGGUUGUAAAGUAAAGUAUAAGUUGCAUUUUCGACUUGAAAAAAUAAAUUAUCAUAAUUAAAUUUAUUUAGAUUAUUACAAAAAAUUUUAAACUUACUGAAAAAAUUAGCAUAGCAAAUGUAUACGAUUAAAAAGCUUUUGUGAAAGCUUUUUUUAGCAUAUUUUAAAACUGUUAUUUAAGAAUUUCUUCUCAACAAUUGUUUCACAUGUUUAUGUAAUGUAAGUGAAAGCUUUUUUCAGCAUAUUUUAAAACUGUUAGUAAUUUAAGUACUUCUUCUCAACAAUUGUUUCAUACGUUUUUGCAAUUUAAGUUUACUUUGUUAAGAAAAAGAAAAAGUAUACCCUGCACAGGAAAUAAUAAGUUUGUCACGAAGUUUGUAAUACUCAGAAGAAAACGGCAAGACCCUAUAAAGUAUAUACAUACAUAUAAAUGAUUGGUGUGACGAGCUGAGUCGAUUUAGCCAUCUCCGUCUGUCUGUCUGUAUAUACGCGCACUGGUCCCUCAGUUUUUGAGAUAUCGAUCUGAAAUUUUGCGCAUAUCCUUCUCGCCCCAAGAAGCUGCUCACUUGUCGGAAUCGACGAUAUCGGAGCACUACAGGAUAUAGCUGCCAUAUAAACUGAUCCGUCAAAUGAAUUCCUUGUAUGCAAAACUGUUUUAUUUUUCAAGAUAUCUUCACGAAAUUUGUCAUAGAUUAUUGCCCAAGGCAACGCUAUAACCUCCGAAUAUAUUGUGCUGAUCGGACCAAUAUAGCAUAUAGCCGCCAUAUAAACUGAUCGAUUAAAUUCAAGAGCUUUUCAGUGAGCUUUCUAUACCCUUUAAUGCUAUAAGAAAUGCAUUUGUUAAGGGUAUUAUAGCUUCAGUGCAGCCGAGGUUAACGUUUUUUCUGGUUUUUACUUCAAUACACACAAACACACUUUCUUCUCUACUUUUACUUGCCUUUAAUUAUUAUUAGUCUAUUAAUCGUUUCGUUUGUUUAUUUAUUGUAUUGCUUAUAAACUUAAUAAAAAAACAUAUAUGUAAACAUAUAAAAACACAAAUCAAAAGAAAAUAAAAUUAUUAUUACACAUUAUUGUAGUAAACAAAGAACUACUUAGUAAUUUAACAAAAACAAAA